CUCCCUUGAGCGUACAGUACAGUAUCAUCCAGCCAUGCAUGCAUGCUUUGCCUGCAUGGAACACGCCAGAGACGCAUUGUACACCCUAAAGCCAGCCCUGCCCACCCCUAUAAAUACCGUGGCCGUUGGGCACACUUGAACGCACCAUCACAGCAAGUUAAACCCCAUCUCUUUGACAUAACACUUCAUUGUCCCGAACUUGUCUCGUGACUCUCUCUUGCAAGGGGAGAGAAGACCAAGUAGAGGAGACUUAUUUUGCAAAGAGAUGGGGGAGAACGGCGUGGGCAAGAACAACUACCAGGGGAGCGCGGCGGCGGCGGCCAUGGAGGUGUCCUCCGCGGAGCACGGCCAGGCGGGCGGCUCCAAGUGCUACGACGACGACGGCCGCCUCAAGCGUACCGGGACGAUGUGGACGGCGAGCGCCCACAUCAUCACGGCGGUGAUCGGGUCCGGGGUGCUGUCGCUGGCCUGGGCCAUCGGCCAGCUCGGCUGGGUGGCCGGCCCCGCCGUCAUGCUGCUCUUCUCCCUCGUCACCUACUACACCUCCUCGCUGCUCUCCGACUGCUACCGCUCCGGCGACGAGACCACCGGCAAGCGCAACUACACCUACAUGGACGCCGUCAACGCCAACCUCAGUGGCAUCAAGGUCCAGCUCUGCGGAUUCCUGCAGUACGCCAACAUCGUCGGCGUCGCCAUUGGAUACACCAUCGCCGCCUCCAUUAGCAUGCUUGCGAUCAAGAGGGCCAACUGCUUCCACGUCGAGGGGCACGUGAACCCGUGCCACAUCUCGAGCACGCCCUACAUGAUCAUCUUCGGCGUGGCGGAGAUCUUCUUCUCGCAGAUCCCGGACUUCGACCAGAUCUCCUGGCUCUCCAUCCUGGCCGCCAUCAUGUCCUUCACCUACUCCACCAUCGGCCUCGGCCUCGGCAUCGUCCAGGUGGUCGCCAACAAGGGCGUCAAGGGCAGCCUCACCGGCAUCAGCAUCGGCGUCGUCACGCCCAUGGACAAGGUGUGGCGGAGCCUCCAGGCCUUCGGCGACAUCGCCUUCGCCUACUCCUACUCGCUCAUCCUCAUCGAGAUCCAGGACACCAUCAGGGCGCCGCCGCCGUCCGAGGCCAAGGUCAUGCGCCGCGCCACCGUCGUCAGCGUCGCCACCACCACGCUCUUCUACAUGCUCUGCGGCUGCAUGGGCUACGCCGCCUUCGGCGACAACGCCCCCGGGAACCUCCUCACCGGCUUCGGCUUCUACGAGCCAUUCUGGCUGCUCGACAUCGCCAACGCCGCCAUCGUCGUCCACCUCGUCGGCGCCUACCAGGUCUACUGCCAGCCCCUGUUCGCCUUCGUGGAGAAGUGGGCGCAGCAGAGGUGGCCCAAGUCGCGGUUCAUCACCGGAGAGAUCCAGGUCCCGCUCGUCUCCUGCGGCUUCAAGCUCAACCUCUUCCGCCUGACGUGGCGGUCGGCGUUCGUGGUGGCCACGACCGUCGUGUCCAUGCUGCUGCCCUUCUUCAACGACGUCGUCGGCUUCCUCGGGGCCAUCGGGUUCUGGCCGCUCACCGUCUACUUCCCCGUGGAGAUGUACAUCGUGCAGAAGAAGAUACCCAAGUGGAGCUCACAGUGGGUGUGCCUACAGCUGCUCAGCCUCGCCUGCCUCAUCAUCACCAUUGCCGCCGCCGCCGGCUCCAUCGCCGGGAUAAUGUCCGACCUAAAGGUCUACAAGCCGUUCUCCACGACUGACUGAUCGAUGCGUGGCUGGCCGUCGCAUGAAUGCACAGAUCCUCGAUGGACAGAAUAUGCCUACAAGCUCUAAUCAAUUAAUCAACCAAUUAUCACACUUCACUAAAAAUUACAUGUUCAAGUAAUUGUUGCUUCUAAAACAGCCGGUGUACCACCGGUGCUGCUGAUUUCAUUUUCCUUUGUUUGCCAUCCAUCGUGUUAACUGAAAAUGGUAGAAGGGAACCAAAAUAGUGUACUUCCAAAGUGGUGUGAUUGUAAGUACGUUAAUGAGAAACGGAUGUUCUCAUGAUAACUACUUGAGUGGUAUUAAGAUCAUUAUCCA
Triticum aestivum (bread wheat) is the source of this 2056-nucleotide messenger RNA. RefSeq names its product amino acid permease 3. The transcript is spliced from 5 exons. Bases 266 to 1738 code for a protein of 490 amino acids. NCBI's taxonomy places the organism in Eukaryota, Viridiplantae, Streptophyta, Magnoliopsida, Poales, Poaceae. The record is from RefSeq and is a predicted model, not a curated record.